Molecule: messenger RNA, 1099 nt
Organism: Cryptomeria japonica (Japanese cedar)
Lineage: Eukaryota; Viridiplantae; Streptophyta; Pinopsida; Cupressales; Cupressaceae
Product: cytochrome P450 81E8-like
Exons: 2
Coding region: 187-927 (246 amino acids)
Molecular function (GO): monooxygenase activity; oxidoreductase activity, acting on paired donors, with incorporation or reduction of molecular oxygen; heme binding
Source: RefSeq, a predicted model, not a curated record
UUGGGUUUGCCACAAUUUUUCUCUGUGCAAUAAUAGUAGUUUGGCUGAAAAAAGAUAGAAGUGAUAGGCGUAGACUCCCCCCAGGACCUAGAGCAUUGCCCAUAGUAGGCCAUUUUCAUCUCCUGAUAGACAAAGAAAAGCCCUUUCAUAGAAUUCUUGAUUCACUCAAAAGUUUAUGGACCCAUUAUGCACCUCAAAUUUGGUAGCCGCCCAGUUUUGAUUAUCAGUUCAUCAGAGCUAGCCAAAGAAUGUUUUACAGUAAAUGAUUUAUCUUUUUCUUCUAGGCCUCGUCUUACUCAGGGAAAGCAUCUGGCUUACAAUUAUAUGCUUGUGGGGUGGGCUCCUUAUGGCUCCUACUGGAGAAAUGUUAGAAAAAUUUGUGCUCUUGAGCUUCUUUCUGCCAAACAGAUCCAAACAUACCGACCCAAGAGAAUGAGGCAGAUUUGUAAAACUCUGAAUAUUCUGUUUCAACAUGCUCAGAUGAAAACCACAGUUAAUAUGAGAAGUGUUUUGUCCCAGAUGACUUUGAAUGUUUUGAUGAGCAUGAUAAUGGGUGAUCGGUAUUUUGGAGAGCAAGAGGGGGUAUCAUAUGCAGAAAUUGCACAUCUGGUUGAAGAGUCUUUUAUGCUCCAUGGGAUUGUCAAUACUGGGGAUUAUAUUCCCUUGUUGAAAUGGCUUGAUUUGCAAGGGUAUGAGAGGGCAAUGAAGAAGGUGCAGGGGAAAAUCAAUCCUUACAUGCAGAAAAUAGUGGAGAAGCAUCGAGAAAAUCCUCGAGAAGAGAAGGAAGAGAUGGACUUCAUAGAUGUGCUCAUCUUGCAGGCUGAGGAGAAUAGUGAAGCGAUCCCUAACAAAGAUACCUUCAUCAAAGCCACUGCUGUGAAUAUAUUUAGUGCAGGUUCAGAUACUUCUUCACUUGCCUUAGAAUGAGCAUUGUCACUAUUAAUAUUGCAUCCCACCAUAAUGAAGAUGGCCCAAGAGGAGCUUGAUUCCAAAAUUGGAAAAAGUAGAUUAGCAGAAGAGUCAGAUAUGCCAAAACUAAAAUACUUGCAAGCAAUAGUCAAGGAAACAUUGCGUCUUUUCCCACCCGAGCCUUUACUUG